Anopheles merus is the source of this 7613-nucleotide messenger RNA. RefSeq names its product all trans-polyprenyl-diphosphate synthase PDSS1-like. The record is from RefSeq and is a predicted model, not a curated record. Gene Ontology annotation, cellular component: mitochondrion; transferase complex. Lineage: Eukaryota; Metazoa; Arthropoda; Insecta; Diptera; Culicidae. Gene Ontology annotation, molecular function: prenyltransferase activity. The transcript has 9 exons. The coding region runs from base 2305 to 3750 and encodes 481 amino acids. Gene Ontology annotation, biological process: isoprenoid biosynthetic process; ubiquinone biosynthetic process.
AUUGUUGCUGUUUCAGCGCAUGCGUGCGCGCACUCGGGGAAAAGCAAAACAAAACCGCACACACGCGCUUCAUUUUCCCUCGCACGAUUUGUGAAACCCGUUCUGGGUCCCGAAAGGCGGCAUCCCGGUGGCAGCGUGGUAAAGAGGUACGUGUUUGUGCCAGUUUGAAUCGUUUGAUUUGUUUUUCCUCGCCAGUUUCGUUACCGUUCUAGUGUGUACACGUGUUUGUGCUAUGCAAGGGGUGGUGGGUGCAUGCCCUGUAAAACAUUUCUGUGUGUGUGUGUGUGUUUUGCGCAUUUUUCUUGUUUCGCAAUCGCAGCCAAUAGUCUAUCUCGGACCCCGGAGUCCCGCUAAUUUCGCAGGAUGAUGCACCAAGGCAUCCGGCUUGUGGUAGCUUCACAUGCAAUGUCGUGAUCUUCCCUUUGGAGCGCCUGGGCUACCGCACGGCCCUCUACCCUCCUAUCGAUCUCCUGGUCAUCAUCAUCAUCAAUUAUCACCAUCAUCGGUGCCUUCGUCACCUGUUGCAGUGUGUUUGUGUGGAAAUCCCUCUCUUACUCCCACUAUAUCCGGUCGCUUGUUGGGAGAGGAACGUAGACAGCGAGAGAGAGACAGAGAGAAAGAAAGGAAAAAAAGGAAAACAGAAAAAGAAACAGAGAAGAACAUAAAAAGAAAGAGUGAGAGAGAGAGAGUGAAAUCGAGCGACAAGGACAGCAAGUCGGGAAAUUUUUUGUAAUGCCGUCGUGUGGUGGAAGCGAAUGAACCAGGUGCUGCCUGGAGACCAUUCGGAGUGAAAGCGACCCAACGGUCACCAGCACUCAGAGAUCCCUUGAAUAAGCGCUUGAAUAAGAACUUGAAUUGGCGAAAUUAUUCAAGUGAUCCGUCGGGUCCCGAAGCCGAAGCAAACCCGAAGCCGAAGCAAAACCCGAACGGGGGUCUGCACGAAUAUUCGUUUUAAUAGCCCCCUCCCCUUUUUCGCAGAUUUUCUCUCUGAAAUUACACUGUGCACACAAUUACAUCAACACAAUUCGAUUUAUUGAAAAUAGCCAAGUGCGUGGCUGUGUGUAGUAUCACCGUGGACUGCAGAAAACUACCUGCACUAGAACAGAGCGCUGGUGUGGCCAAAUGUGUGCAUGUGUGUACUUGCUCCACUGAAAGCCGGUAUCGCACCAGAUUUCGGGUAUCGCUUUGUGCGUGCGUGUGUGUUAUUGUCACAGCACACUCGUUCAUCAUUUUUUUUUUUUUCGUUCUUUCGCUUGAGCCACUCGAUUUCGUUCUUCGCAGAUUUUGGCAGCGCACGAGGGGGUUUCGGCUUCAACUUCCAACAACAACAACCACACGAGGAGGCUCGGGGACACUCACCAAGGGAAAAUCGCUCAAAUUAGAGCGAGACACAGAUAGAAACAGUGAAAGGUCAAUUAAAAAGCUUCGGCUUUUGACCGUUGGGCGAUAGACAAGACGACAUUUCAAUCUUCGCAAACAGCAAGGCAUCCCGAACGCCGAAAACUUUCCGAAGUCGGCGACGAAGUCGGCCCCUACCAGACGCGUCUUGGGAACGGCCCCGCAGCAGCAAGAGCAGAGAGGCUGUGGCCCGCGCCUAGUAGCUGCUCUCCGCGCUCGGCGCUCGGAGGCGCAUUUUACGCUCUCGGCAAACCGGUACCACCGAUUCAGAGCGUACACCGUCCCGCACUCUUUGGACCAACCACAUUCCCCUCCUUCCAGCGGCCUCCACUCAGGCAUCGAAAGAGGGCUUGAGAGAGAGAGAGAGCGCGCUCCGCCUAGAGUGGGAGCCCGAUUGCGCAGCCCCGGAUAAGUGGGUCGCAGUCGCGAGAGAGAGAGAGAGAGAGAGCGGGAAGCCCGAAGCGCGGUACCCGAUCGGGCCCCGCAGCAGACGACGGCGGUUCGCCCGGGCCCCGAUCGUGUGAUAUCGUGGCUGGAAAAGUCACGCUGCGCUGCCGGUGGAGACGGAACGGGCGGUAUCGGGCCGCCGAUCGGGGCCUGAUCGGCGGUGUGGUGUGUGCGCGCGCGCGCGCGCCCUCGCUUAGCUCGGGUUUGGUUUCGGGUUUGAAGGUGGGGUGGUAAAGGGAACGGCACCCGUUUUUGGUGGGGCACACACACGCAGCGAAACGUCACUCGCACCGCGAGCGAGCAUAGUAUAGUAGUAGCAGAAGCGACGGCAGCAUCAUCAGCAGCAGUUGGCAGCAGCAGCAGGCAGACAGACAGACAGACAGCAGGCAACAGGCAACGGCAUUUCGGGGGCUUCGAGUGCUCGAGCGGUCCAUCGAACGGCUCACAAUUGUUUUGACUAUGGCGUGUUUAAGUUCGUCCAACCGGGCCUGUGUCCGCGUAGUGCAGGAGAAACUGUGUCAGCUAUUGGCGGUCGCGAAGGGUCCGCUCGGUCAGCAGCAGCAGCAGCAGCGGGACCUGUCGCUGCCCGCGUCCGGCCCGGUAGUGAACGUCGGUGGCGAUGGUGGAGGCGGCGGAGGCGGCCACCGGGCCGCGCUGCUCUCGGCCGGGUCCGGCGGGACGCCGCUGGUCGCGCACAGCGUCAGCGGCCCGAUCAAGCGCAGCUUUUACACUGGCCGCGGCAACUUCAUUCAACCUGCAGCUGCACUCGCCCCGGCCAGGGCUGGUGCCCGCGUGCCAGUCGGUACGGGCGCCCUGUUCGAGCUGAACCAGAAAUGCAGCGCAACUGCGAACCUCCAUCCCUGCAUGCGGGGAUACAGCUCCGUCCACACACAGCAACCGGCCGGCCCGAUACGGGAGUACAACAUCGACCCAUACAUACUGCUGGAGGACGAGCUGAAAUAUAUCUUUGAGGACAUUAGGCAGGAAAUCAGCCGCGCGACAAAUCACCAGGAGCUGAACAAAAUUGCCGUCUACUACUUCGACGGGCAGGGCAAAGCUUUCCGCCCGAUGGUUGCAAUACUGAUGGCGAAGGCACUGAACUAUCACAUGCACAACGAAAACAGUGACGUAAUGAACGCUCAGCGACAGAUAGCAAUGAUUUCAGAGAUGAUUCACACUGCCAGCUUAGUGCACGAUGACGUUAUCGACCAGUCGUUUGCCCGGCGGGGUAAGCCGAGCGUCAACGUACUGUGGAACCACAAAAAGGUGACGCAGGCUGGUGACUACAUCCUUGCCGUUGCCUCGAUGCUGUUGGCCCGCCUGAAGCACGACGAAGUAACACACAUUCUUAGUCAGGUUCUAACAGAUUUGGUCCAGGGCGAGUUUAUGCAGCUGGGCUCAAAGGAAACGGAAAACGAGCGUUUCGCGCACUACUUCACCAAGACGUACAGGAAGACGGCAUCGUUAAUAGCCAACAGCUUAAAGGCGGUUGCUGUGCUGUCCGGUGCAGACGAGCAGAUGGCCGAGCUAAGCUUCCAGUACGGGCGCAACCUCGGGCUCGCCUUCCAGUUCGUGGACGAUCUGCUCGACUUCGUGUCGAGCUCGGAAGCGAUGGGUAAACCGGCGGCGGCCGACCUGAAGCUCGGCCUGGCCACCGCACCGGUGCUGUUCGCCUGCGAGAAGUUCCCCGAGCUGAACCCGAUGAUUCUGCGCCGCUUCCGCGAACCCGGCGAUGUCGAGCGGGCGUACGAGCUGGUGCACCAAUCGCAAGGCCUGGAGCAGACGCGCUUCCUCGCCCGCAAGCACUGCAUCGAGGCGCUCCGGCUCGCGUCCCAGAUCAGCGAGUCGCCCUACCAGAAGGGUCUGAUCGUGGUCGGCGACUUUGUGCUCAACCGGAUGAAGUAAACGUAGAGCACGGAUCCCGUAAAGAUACACAGAGAGAGGGAUAGAGAGAGAGAGAGCGAAACCUCUCGAACCAAUUUCCAAAUCGAUGUCGACGACAAAGAAAAGAAGAAAAAACAACAACACAUCAACAACAGAAACAAGACCGCCGAUGAGCCUUCUUUCCGUAUUGCUUACAUAUAUAUAUAUACAUAGAUAUGCGCACGCGACCUGCAAACAAGAAAAAAAGGUUUCCAACGGGUAUCUUGGGACGCCUGAACCGUCGACAGUGCCGCGAGCAACGUGUAAGAAGAUAAAAGUGCAGUGCGUUUGCACACAACACAAGCGGUAACGCGGGUAGCGGUGGAAAUGCUAAUGUAAGCAAUAUCAUAUACACACACACACACACACACACACACAUACAUAACACUGCAGAAAAGCCUCAGGAAUCGUAGAAAAAUGAAUGCAACGAGACCACCAGCAAAGUAUAUAGCAAAAAUUAUCGAAAAUACCAGCCACCAUCAGGACGGGCGGUGAAAUUUUCCAUUCAACCAGCAACAGCAAACGCUCGGCCUUAACGCAGCAGACACGGUUUAGACGUUUAGAUGGACUAAUCAUAUGCAUAGCGUAGUGUUAAGGGUCGAAUCAGUGCCUGCACGCAUCGCAAGGCCAUCUCUUUUGCAAACAAGGAACCCUUCCUUCCUUUCUCGUACUCUUUCUAUGGUGGUGAUGGGGUAAAACUACCGGACACACGGGUUUGUGUGCAUUUCUAACUAAUCACUGUUUUGUUUUCCGUGACGUGUGUUUGUGUGUAGGGUUUUGUGUGGCAGCUAACUUAAAAAGAAGGCAAAAUCGCAAUGCGCGAGUGCAGCGCAAACGCAACAGAAUGGUGAUACACGUUCGACCUGAGCAUGAGAGUGUGUACGCUUAAGUCAGUGGCGGUUUUUUUUUGGCAAAGGAUAGUCAUUUAUGUUUUUAUUCAGAAAUUGGCGCCUGUUUGGGCAGAAAGCUGAUCGUAAAUAAUUUACUGUAAAUGAUAUAAUUUUUUGUUAUUUUUUUUCUACAAAAAGAAAGGGCAAAUUAAAACACAAACAUGUUCAAACAUAUUUCUCUCUCUCUCUCGCUCUCUUUUUCUCGCUGUCUCUGACUCUCUAUCUCUCUACUACAGCCUUGCUUUAGCAUUACCAAAUAAUUUUCAGCUCACCACCCCGACACGACCAGUAUAUUUAUUUACCCAACUACCCAAACACCCAAACCCAAUGUGUCUGCGUAUGUGCGAGAAAGAGUGUUUUCCGGUAGAGCGUUUCCCAAUUUUUCCUCAACUGCACAACACAUUAACCGUGUCCCCGUUUCAUCUAAUUAUACACUGCAUACAUACAAAGAGCUACAGCUUUGGAACCGGCAAACCCAAGCGUUUGCUCAUGCCAGAUGCGUCCUGUACAUAGGCUACUUCCCUGCCGGCCCACCUGGGUAGAAGAAGAAGAAGAAGAAGAAGAAGAAAACAUGGCAGCACGAUUUGUAAACAAUUGAACAGGCGGUCAAAUGUUAGCACAAAUCUUCCCGAAACGCAACAUACAAUCCAAUCCAACGCCCCAAUCGAGACGGUAAACGGAAACAAACCAACGAAUACUGUUAUCGUAGGAACGGGACAAGAACACACACAACAACAAAAAACAAACAAAACAAAAAAAAAGAACGCUUAGUUACCGUUUUGAUGGUAGCCGAGACCGGGUGAUGGUGGCAGCUUAGUAAUUAGAUCACAAAACCGCAAACGGUCGAAAUAAGUACCGCUGAUUCGGACAACAGCUAGAAUAAUGCAUAAUAAAAGAAGAGAUAGAGAGAGAGAGAGGGAUAAUGAGGAAUGUAAAAGAGACAUAUAAAAAAAAAAACAGAACAGCGAGAGUGAGAAGACGAGCAGCGAGGGAAGAUGUGUACGAUAAAGCAAUGGUACGAGGGAAAGUAGGAAAUCUGUAGCGUCAAACUGAUUUACAGGGCUUCGAAUCAUGCAAUGGAAUAGUUAGUUCAAUUCGGUUCGGGCAGGGGUGUCUUCAAACUCCACGGUUAACGGGCCGCAUGCCGGACCUCGAGAGCCUAUAAUGCUGAUUUUGUAAAGGGUUAAAAAAAUAAAUAUAGUCUAUUACGUGUAACUAUUUUCAUCAAACAAUGUAAUGUUUCCUUUCUAGUGACGAAACACAAGCUAAUGAUAAUGGAACGCUGUAGAAAUUGUAAUUGGAUUGUGGCUACCCGAAAAUGGGAAUUUUGCAAGCUUGCAAGCUGUUGGAAAAUUCAAACUCGCUUUCUUUAGCCGUGGAGUCUCUCAAACACGAUAAAUCAGCAAAAGAAAAAAUAAAUGUCUAAAAUGUGUAUUUGGGUUGUUAUCACGGACAAUUUUAAAGCUCCAACCUGCAAAAUUCCCUCCCGUUCGGUUGACACAUUGUCCCAACCCAGCGAAGAAAAAAAAGAUGCGAAAUUCUACAAAAAUGUUUGGAGAGUUCCUCCCGUGACGGGCCAAAUAGAUUAUCCAAGAGGUAAAAAAAAGUGUGCAAGUGCUAUAAAACGCUAAAAGGAAAGGCUGGCCCAAAAUCGAUUGAACUGUUCCAUUGCAUGAUUCGAAACCCCCCUCAGUGAAAUUCUGCAUGCCCAUUAGCGGUGUGUAACGUCUGCUCAAUUACUUUAUAAUUAUGCUUCCGUGAGUUUUAGUGUGCUUUUGGUGUGUGUAUGUUUUUUUUUGUAAUUGUGUAUCCCUUGUUUGUUUGUCCCCAGUUGCACAAAUGUAAGAGAGUGAAAAGCGAGUAUACAGAGAGAGAGAGAGAGAGAGAGAGAGAGAGAGAGAGAGAGAGAGAGAAAGAGAGAGAGAAAGCACACAUAUGCUACAGGAUUUUCCAGGAGUUCUCAUAGCUGUCGGACACUUUAUUGACUCUUUCUUACUUGAAAUGAACUUAGCUUAUUGGGAAUUGGAUUCUCUAGUACACUUAAUGGAAAAAUCCAACAGGAAUUUCAAGGUUUCAAGGAACCUGUUCAAAAGGUGUGGCAUAGAGUCCACUUUCCAACACAUGUAGUUCACUUCCAAUAGGAAAAAGUCAAAGAAGUGUCCCACAACUAUGAGAAUCACUGUGUACCUUCACAACGAUCACCGGCAGAGGGCACGGGAGCGACCAACUCGUUUGCCGACAAUCAAGAUUUCGGGAACCUCAAUUGUACAUAGUAUCUAAUAUUUAAUACGUCCCCCUUCUUUUAAUGCCACAGUCUAACAAUCGGGUCCAUUGCAUUACUUUUGUAACGAAUCCUUUCGUGGGUUUAUUAUAUAUUUUUAUUUUUUGUAUUCUCGGUGUUCAGGUUUGCCCCUUUGGUUGCACUGGCAGGCCGAUAGUUAGUGAAGUUGCUCACCGUGGUCACAGCUCCCUUAGUACAUUUUGUUUCCACCUUCUCGUCGAAUUAAUAAAGAAUUUAUAACCUGAAGUACAGAUUUAAUAACGAUCACUCUCAUACACACAAUGUUCAAAGUUUACUGGAAAUGGCCAAUCAAAGCAAGUGCGUGCGUGUUUGAUUUACUCUGUUUUCGAUAGCAACACUCUCGAUUAACUAAUGUUUUUUUUUUCUUUUUAUUUGAGUAAUCUGUGUAAAGCACGUGUCGUAAAUAGCGUUGUUGCAUAAGGAAAAUAAAGUAAAGGAAGCUUUUUGGAAAGAGAAAAAUAUCAAUUAAAAACAUAUAUUAGCAAAUACACCUAUAAAACGCGCCCUUUUUUGUUUUUUUUUUUUACUAUGAUGUGAAUAAUAGGGAAAUUGUGUGCAUAUAAUUAAAAAAUAAAUAAAAACAAACAAACAAACAUUGACGGAAGGAACGCUUGCGUAUAUGAAACAAUUAUUAAUCGCACGGUGCAAAGGGU